Molecule: messenger RNA, 1194 nt
Organism: Akanthomyces muscarius
Lineage: Eukaryota; Fungi; Ascomycota; Sordariomycetes; Hypocreales; Cordycipitaceae
Exons: 5
Coding region: 1-1194 (397 amino acids)
Biological process (GO): tyrosyl-tRNA aminoacylation
Molecular function (GO): ATP binding; tyrosine-tRNA ligase activity
Source: RefSeq, a predicted model, not a curated record
AUGGCGACUUCCUGCCCGCAAACAAAAGAGCAGCGCCUGGCGUUGAUCAACGAGAACCUGGCCGAAGUGCUGAACCAGGAGAUUAUCGAAAAGAUUCUCGAUGAGGGCCGCAACCCAAAGAUCUACUGGGGCACCGCCACCACAGCGCCGCCUCACUGCGGCUACUUUGUGCCCGCCAUAAAGAUUGCCCAGCUGCUGGCCGCCGGUUGCGAGAUGACGAUCCUCCUCGCCGACAUCCACGCCUUCCUCGACAACCUCAAGGCGCCGAUCGAAAUGGUGGAGCAGCGCGCGCAGUACUACCGCUUCAUGAUCACGGCCAUCCUCGAGGCCGUCGGCAUCUCGACGGACAAGCUCAAGUUUGUCCUCGGCAGCUCCUACCAGAAGACGUCCGACUACGUGAUGGAUGUGUACCGCAUGGCCUCGGUCGUGUCGGAGCACGAUGCCCGCCGCGCGGGCUCGGAGACGGUCAAGCAGUCGGCCAACCCGCCGCUGAGUGGCCUGCUCUACCCCGUCCUGCAGAUCCUCGACGAGCAGUACCUGGACGUCGAUGCACAGUUUGGAGGCAUGGACCAAAGGAAACUGUUCAUUGCCGCCAAGGAUUGGCUACCCAAGCUGGGAUACAGAGAGCGCGCUCACUUGAUGAACCCGCUAGUUCCAGGCCUCCAAGGUGCCAAGAUGAGCUCAAGCGACCCUAACAGCAAGAUUGACCUGCUCGACACCGAGGACGCCAUCCGCAAGAAGAUUAGCAAGGCCGAGUGCGCCCCCAAAGUUGUCGAGGGUAAUGGUGUUCUUGCCUUUACCGAGUACGUGCUACUUCCUGCCGCCGCCCUCAAGGGGAAGAAGGAGUUCACCGUCUCUCGCCGCGACGGCACUCCCCUCGUCUACACCAGCAUCGAGGAGAUGCAUGAGGACUUCAAGAACGACAAGCUUACUCCCCAAGAUCUUAAGCCUGCCGUCGCUCAGGCUCUUGUCGACCUAACUGCGCCCAUCCGCGCCGCUUUCGAGAGCUCGCAAGAGUGGAGAGAUGUCACCCUCAAGGCCUACCCUCCACCCGAGAAAGUGAAGAAGGUGAAGAAGGUGAAGGAUAAGGGCACACGCUUCCCCGGCCGCCCCAAGCCGGCUGCUGACGGUGCUGAAGGCGCCGAGACUGAGAAGGCUGAUGAAACACCAGCUGCUGCUGAGCCGACUGCAUAA